This is a messenger RNA of Trametes versicolor FP-101664 SS1, 288 nucleotides long. Its product is annotated as LSM-domain-containing protein. The record is from RefSeq and is a predicted model, not a curated record. Gene Ontology annotation, molecular function: RNA binding. NCBI's taxonomy places the organism in Eukaryota, Fungi, Basidiomycota, Agaricomycetes, Polyporales, Polyporaceae. Bases 1 to 288 code for a protein of 95 amino acids. Gene Ontology annotation, cellular component: precatalytic spliceosome; U6 snRNP; U4/U6 x U5 tri-snRNP complex. The transcript is spliced from 4 exons. Gene Ontology annotation, biological process: mRNA splicing, via spliceosome.
AUGGCUGGUCUCCAAAGCUAUGUCGAUCAACGGGUCCUCCUCAUUCUCCAGGACGGUCGAGCGAUUGUGGGCGUGAUGGCGGGCUACGACCAAAAGUCGAACGUCGUCCUCUCCGACAGUAAGGAGCGGGUGUACAGCAUGGAUGAGGGUGUGGAGGAGAUACCCUUGGGCCUCUACCUCGUGAAGGGCGAUCAGAUUGUUCUCAUUGGGGAAGUAGACGAGGCGGCAGACAACGCCGUUGACCUGUCGACUAUCCACGCCGAGCCGUUACCGCCAAUUCGAUACUGA